UAUGUUUGUGACCCUGCUAAAAAGGUAUUUUCUCAUUGCCAUUGCAUUAACUACAGGGAAAACCUCUGGAAGUGGCAGUUUCAGCAAAUUACCAGAUUCAAAAUUUCAAAUAUAUAAUGCCAGAGCUCAAGUGAACGGCCAUGGUAGCAGUUUCAGCAAACUACCAGAUUCAAAGUUUCAAAUAUAUAAUAGAAAAUCACAAGUGAACGGCCAUGGUAGCAGCUUCAGCCAACUACCAGAUUCAAAGUUUCAAAUAUAUAAUAGAAAAUCACAAGUGAACGGCCAUGGUUUCAGCUUCAGCAAAUUACCAGAUUCAAAAUUUCAAAUUUAUAAUAGAAAAUCUCAAUUGAACAGCCAUGGUAUCAGUUUCAGCAACCUACCAGACUCAAAAUUUCAAAUUUAUAACAGGAAAUCUCAGGUGAAUAGCCAUGGUACAAAUCCAACUAAAGAUCAACUCUACAAUGACAAAAACAUUACAAUAUUCUUCCUUGGAAAGGAUUUGCACCGCGGCUCAAGCAUGAAUCUGGAGUUUGUUGAGUCGCUAAAGAUUACUACACUAUUCCUGCCAAGACAAGUUGCUGAUUCCAUUCCCUUUUCCUCCAAAUCUGUUCCUGAGAUAUUGAACAAAUUCUCACUGAAGCCACAAUCAGAAGAAGCCGAAACUAUUAAGAAAACAAUUGCAGAGUGCGAGAUGCCUGGAACAAAAGGGGAAGACAAGUACUGUGCGACUUCACUCGAGUCAAUGAUUGAUUUCACUACUUCCAAGCUGGGGAAAGAUGUUCGAGCAGUUUCAACUGAAGCAGAAAAAAUAGAUACCAAAAUCCGAAAAUAUACUAUUAAGGAUGUUGCCAAGUUGAACACGGCUGAUAAAGUCGUUUCUUGCCAUAAGGAAAAGUAUCCGUACGCAGUAUUUUACUGCCACACAUCGCAGAGUAAUGCAUAUAUGACCAAUUUGGCUGCUGCUGAAGAUGAAGCUAAAGCUAAAGCUGUGGCUGUUUGCCACAAGGAUACAUCACAAUGGGACUCAGAGCAUUUGGCCUUUCAGUUGCUAAAGGUGAAGCCAGGAACUGCUCCAAUCUGCCAUUUCCUUCCUGAGGAUCACAUCAUUUGGGUUCCAAAGUAAUAAAUAUUCUGCAACAAUAUUGCCGGCAUCCCCUGUCCGGGAGUGUAUCAAUAUUUGUCAAUUUAACAUGGCAUUUAUAUUUGCUGCAGUGUGGGAGUUCCAAUCACAUGCUCCUUUUUUUGUUUUUUUGGUUGUUUCAGUCGCAUGUUCUUCCCAUGAUUAAAUGAAACC
Messenger RNA from Coffea arabica (coffee), 1294 nucleotides. Lineage: Eukaryota; Viridiplantae; Streptophyta; Magnoliopsida; Gentianales; Rubiaceae. The record is from RefSeq and is a predicted model, not a curated record.